AACUUACAAUGUAAAGUUUUGAUGGGUAUGCGCUGACAGCUGCGCAUUGUAACCGAAUUCAUCAACCAUAAAUUUCCUGGUUAAAUGUUCUUUGAGUAGGUCUAUUUAUUAUACGUGUAAACCGUCCCAGUGAUAAUUACGUUCGUUGCUCACGAAAUAGUAAAAUUCGUUUUAGCCGUUUUUAUUUAAAUUUGACCUGGUCAGGCUUGGUAACAUCGAACUUCCUGUCAAUAAGAUUAGGAAUAUCGACGCAUUCAUUUCCACCGUGUUUAUAUUUAUGGUUCCGAUCCUGUCAACUGAAGAUGUUUAACUCUUUCAUCAACUUACGCCCGCUAACCAACAGCAAUGCUUCACACCGUAGGCUAUGUCUGUGUUGAACCAAAGCAGUGAAGAACAGGUGGAAUGCCCUCUUUGUAUGGAGCCAUUAGAAGUCGAUGAUCUAUACUUCUUCCCGUGUACUUGUGGUUACCAGAUAUGCAGAUUUUGUUGGCAUAGAAUUAGGACGGACGAAAAUGGGCUGUGUCCAGCAUGUAGAAAGGCGUAUCCGGAGGAUCCAGCUGAUUUUAAACCACUAACCCAAGAGGCGGUGGCGAAAUUGAAAGCUGAAAAGCGGCAAAAGGAUCAACAGAAGAAACAAAGGAACACGGAAAAUCGUAAACACUUAGCUAACGUUCGAGUGGUUCAAAAAAAUUUAGUCUUCGUCGUUGGGCUCCCAGUGAGAUUGGCAGAUCCUGAAAUGUUAAAGAAGCAUGAAUAUUUUGGCAAAUUUGGGAAGAUACACAAAGUAGUAAUAAAUCAGAGUACCUCGUAUGCUGGGUCACAGGGUCCGAGUGCAAGUGCUUAUGUAACAUACCAGAAAAGUGAUGAUGCCCUUCGUGCAAUACAGACCGUAAAUAACAUUGCGGUUGAUGGUAGGACAGUCAAAACGUCUUUAGGCACUACCAAAUAUUGUUCUCAUUUUAUUAAAAAUCAGCCUUGCCCAAAAGUGGAUUGCAUGUAUCUGCAUGAACUUGGUGACGCUGAAGCUAGUUUUACAAAAGAACAAAUGCAGCAAGGAAAACAUCAGGAAUAUGAAAAAAAAUUACAUGAACAACUACUUGCCAGUACAAUCAAUCGGAAACCAACACCGUCACCGCCAACUGUACCAAUUCCUGUACAGAACCAAAACAAAGAAGCUUGGCCAACGUUACACCCCAAUCAUCAAAAUUCAGCUGGUGAAUCUCCUUCUUCAUCUCCAACAGAUUCCAUAAACUGCCCGAUCAAUGGCAUUAAAAAUGAAUUAAGCAGAAACUCUCUUAGAAAUAAAUCCAGAAAUAACACAGAAGAUAAUAGAAAACAUGAUGACCUCAGAAAUGGGAUUUUAAGGGAUUGUUAUAGUAAUCCUUUAGACAGUCCAGGAAGCAAUAGCUAUAACCAUUCGCCUCCGGAAGUACACACGAGCGACGGUGAACAAGAAGAGAUGUGUCACCCUGAAGAGCAUCCGAGUUUAUUUUCAGAAAUUAAAAGUGAUAUAUUAAAUUGUGAAAAAAGUUCAGAAUAUUCAAACUAUCAUCAGCCCGACUUGAGAGAGUUUGCAAACUAUAAUAAAGAACUUGGUUCAGCGUUUAUCCAAAACCAUUCAAACCCAGGGAAUGGAUCGGUUGUAGAUAAACAAUCAGAUUGGCAUCAAGUGAUUGGCAGUCCUAAUAUUCAAGAGGUUAUAACUAAAGUUCAUCCACCAGAAACGUGGACAAAUAAAUUAUGUUUUUCUCAAACACCAGAUGAUUCAGUACUGUCGAGGGAUGACGACCUGGGGUUUGACCCAUUCCAUGAAACACAGAAAGCUUUAGCUGAAAUGAUAGAAAAAGAAGAACAACAUAGGUUUCAGCCUACAAAACUUCUUAAUAAACAUCACAACAAUAGGUUGAACAGCUGUUCAAAGCUCCUAGAAGGUUUACGUUUAGGAUCGACUGUGCCACAUUCUAGACCACCACCCCCUGGCUUUACAUCCACGCCUAAUCACAUGAAUGCCUUCGGGUUGGGCAUCCCACGUACAGGAAGUAAACUAUUGCAGUAUAUUCAUCCAACAAUUGCUUUUUCACCUUCACACCAAACAUCGUCUGCAGCAUGGGAUUGGCCUUCAUUAGAUCCUGCAAUAGUUACUUCAGCACAACACUGUGAUCUAUUUCCUGGAAAUCCUCCUCCAGGAUUUUCGCUCAGACAGACAUUAGAUAAUUUAUAGCCUAAAUGGAAAGAAGAGGAUGUGGAAUCAGAAGGUGGUUGACUGACAUUUGCAGUAUUUGUUGCUUAAAUUUAAAUAUCACAGUUUAUUAAUAGAUUUAAACAAACAAGAAUGGAAUUGUACAUUUGGUAUAGCUUUGCAUUUAAUUUGUAAAGUUCAGAUUUAAACGUAAUAUUUUUUAGCCAUGACGAAAGAAAUAUAUUAUUGAAAAUAUUAUGUAAAAAAGAAAAUAAUUAAACUUUUAAUUUACAUACAGCAUAAAUAUUAAUUGUGCAUAGAAAAAAACAUUUUGAGUUUCAUUUUGUUGAAGGUUUUCUUUAUUUGCUGUUUAAAACAAAACAAACAAAAAAUUAAAAGACAAAAUAUAUCCAAAAUCAAAUUAAAUGUAGUGCUACUGACCGAAGAGUUCAUUCGAUACAUUUGUUCGUAUUUUUGUUAAUGCUGUGUUAAGGACUAGUACUUCAGCACAUGUUAAUCGUUUAUAUUAAACAUCUCGUAUUUAUUGCUGAUUAAAAAAAAAUUAU
Messenger RNA from Cimex lectularius (bed bug), 2745 nucleotides. It is a transcript of the gene Cnot4, whose product is annotated as CCR4-NOT transcription complex subunit 4. The transcript is spliced from 16 exons. Gene Ontology annotation, biological process: protein ubiquitination. Gene Ontology annotation, cellular component: CCR4-NOT complex. The record is from RefSeq and is a predicted model, not a curated record. Gene Ontology annotation, molecular function: ubiquitin-protein transferase activity; RNA binding; metal ion binding. Bases 365 to 2221 code for a protein of 618 amino acids. Lineage: Eukaryota; Metazoa; Arthropoda; Insecta; Hemiptera; Cimicidae.